Molecule: messenger RNA, 2840 nt
Organism: Aphanomyces invadans
Lineage: Eukaryota; Oomycota; Saprolegniomycetes; Saprolegniales; Verrucalvaceae
Exons: 9
Coding region: 51-1559 (502 amino acids)
Molecular function (GO): short-chain carboxylesterase activity; monoacylglycerol lipase activity
Source: RefSeq, a predicted model, not a curated record
CUCGAUUCGUUUGGUAAUCACAGUACCGUUAGGAGCGUUGGGGUGGGGACAUGGCAAUCGUGUCCAUGAGCGCCAUGGUCGCGUUCCUGUGCACCUUUCGCGAAUGGAGAAAGUAUCACUUCAUCCUGUGUGUACUGAACUGCAUGCAUUACUACUGUGCUGCGUCCAAGCCAACGCUGUACUAUCAAUCCACGCCCUUAACCAAACAAUUGCUGGAGCACUGCUCGCUGCUUGUUGAAAAGUACCAUCCGACAUGGUUCCUCUUCAAUGGGCAUUUGCAGACAAUCUUUUUGGCACUGGGGAGUCGAUUUCCUGUAGUCACAUACUCCCGCGAGUACGUGCAUUUGGCAGACGGCGGACUCGUGUCAUUAGAUUGGGCGAUUCCGCCAACAAAAUCGACGUCGUAUGUAGAGCAACACCACGACCAACCUACCGUCUUAUUACUUCAUGGAACUUGCGGGGGCAGCUGGGAGAAUUACAUUCGGAAAGCUGCCGACAAACUCAUGGAGCACGGAUGGCGCGUCGUCGUGAUGAAUGCCCGAGGUUGUGCAAAAACCCCCGUCCUUACACCUCGUCUCUUCAACGCAGCCGACACCGAUGACAUUCGUCAAGUCGUCACGCACCUUCGCCGAAAGCAUGCGCCAACCGCGCCGUUGCUGGCCGUGGGAUUCUCAUUGGGUUCGAAUCUGUUGGUCAAAUUUCUUGGCGAGGAGCGCGACAAGUGUGCGUUGGACGCUGCAGUGUCGGUGGGCAACCCGUUCGACGCGAUGGAGAUUUACCGUCACUUGCACCACUCGUCGCUGGCCACCCAUCUCGUGUACUACCGCGCCAUGACGAAGCGCUUUCUCAAGUUGUUUUUCGAAGAGUCCAAUGUCCAUGAACACUUUGCCGACCACCCCACCGUCGAUAUUGACAAGAUGAAAAAGUGCGACACGAUGUGGGACGUCGACCACGCGAUGACGCUGAAGGUGUUUGGGUACAAGAGCGUUGUCGAGUAUUACCGCGAUUGUUCGUCUGCUCCAUAUUUACCUCACGUUCGCAUUCCCUUGCUCUGUCUGUCGGCGAAGGACGAUCCUGUCUGUGUAUCCACGGCCAUCCCCGUCGAAGACUGCCUGGCGAACAAACACGUGAUCCUGGCUGUGACAGAGCGUGGUGGUCACUUGGGGUUUUACACGGGCGACGGCAUCUUGUCGUAUCCAGAUACGUGGUCAGCUAAAGUUGUCGCGCAGUAUUGCGACGCAAUGAGAGACAUUGUCGUGUCUCGAACGAAUUGCAUGUCACCAUCUUGGUCGUCCACAGGCCACAGUGACGAUAACAACCCGAUCGAACGACUUCCAGCCAAGGUCCAUCCAGUCCCGCAGCCUCGUGGCCCACUCUCCCCCGUGCGGUUUCAGCACCAAAACUCGUUUCCAAGCGACCUUGUCGACGAGCUCGAACUGUGCGACGGUGUGCCGCUCCAUCGUGUGUUUAGCUUUGGCGCUGCUGUGGCUUGUGCGUACUUCGUGAAGAAAGUUGAGCUCGUUGCAACAUCCUGGCGAGGUCGAUUGCGCCGUGCAUGAAACCAUUCAAAAUGCUGCUUUGAUCUGCAGAACGUGGACUCGAACGCCAGGGCUCCGAUGUGACUGUUGGAACGGCAAGUGUUACGGAUCCAAUACAUUGAAAUUAAAUACACUAUUGACACGAGAUGCCCUACCACGCCAGGCCCAUGUUGGCAAACGGCGUCGCCCGACGCUGGCUAGCCGCGUAGCUGCGCGGAAAGAACGGGUUGUACACUGCUCUGGCACGAGGAAUCCGAACUUCGACGACACCGCCAGCAGCACGACGAAGGGUGGCGCCGUGAAGGUUGAACAAGUGACUCGGAAAUGAUUCGGCGAUGACGAAGCGUCCGAACGUGGGUUGACCCGUCAUCCGCAUCACUUGCAAGUCCCGUGGAGUGGGAAGCUUGGUGCCAGUCACGCGGAGCACAUCUCCGUCGAUUUGCACAUCCAAAUGCCGGUUCAAAUCGACACCCGUCAGAUCCGCCAAGAGGUACACAGCUCCAUCGCGACCUUCAUGCACUUCGUAGCGCGGAGUCCACUCGGGGAUGUGUGACUCCUCCUCAGCACCUUCAUCUUCCUCCUCGUUGUCCAUGUCUUCGUCGUCACAUUCGUCGUCAUCAACCUCGCUGGUGUGGUCGUCGGUUUGGUCGUUGGAAUCCAUUUCAUCGUUGUUGACAUCUUCAGCACGCGCGGUCUCCUCCUCCUCCGUCGCGUCAAGGUUGUCGGAGGUCACGUUUAAUGUCGAGGCGCCGUCUGUCGCCGCAUCAGAGGAGGGAAACAGGGUGGCGUGGAAAUCAACGAGCUUGUCGCAUCGAACUUUCAUCGCAUCAGCAAGGACAAGUUCGUCUUGGAUGCGCAGAACGAGUCGCUUUCGUUCUUGUCGGAUCUCCAUGUCGCCAUCGCUUUCGACAAGGUCCAAGUCGCAGAGCAACCGGGUUAAACGUUCGCCUUGCUCAAGCACUCGGAAGCGGUAAUUGCUGACUUGAAGUUUGCACUUCUUGACGUGGGUUGGCGCGUUGUCGUGAUGCGCAACGCAGAGCCACUUGGUUGCGGCGAGCUCGGCCGCUAUGAUGCCAUGUUGGUUGGGCAGGCGUGUGGUUAGGAUGUCGUGGAUACGGUCGACAUGCUCCUUGACGACUGCCAACUGGCUUCGAGCUUUCAUGGCGUUCGUUGUCAUGUUUGUGAGAUGUUGAUCAAAUUGAAGAAUGACUGAUGCGGCGACGGACUCUGCAUGCCAUUGCCGGCAUCGUCCUAGAAUUUCCCCGGCGUUUCAUGAAAUUACCGUGCUGUGCUCGAAUUUUC